Messenger RNA from Paramecium tetraurelia, 1401 nucleotides. RefSeq lists its product as uncharacterized. Lineage: Eukaryota; Ciliophora; Oligohymenophorea; Peniculida; Parameciidae. The transcript has 2 exons. The record is from RefSeq and is a predicted model, not a curated record. Gene Ontology annotation, molecular function: tRNA binding; O-phosphoseryl-tRNA(Sec) selenium transferase activity. Gene Ontology annotation, biological process: conversion of seryl-tRNAsec to selenocys-tRNAsec; selenocysteine incorporation.
AUGAAUUAGUAAAAUCUUAAACUCUGCUCUGAAAUAAUUGAUGAUAAAUAUGUCAAAAUAGCUUCAAAUUCUCUAAAUGCUAAAGAGAAGCUGUUUAAAUUAUUGCUAUCCUAAAGACAAUUACCUGAAGAAGGUUUCGAUGAUCUUACAAUUGAAUAUUUGCUCAACAUAUUUGCAACUAUGGAUACCAACAAUUUUAGUAAUAAAGUGGGUGUGGGAGAAAGAGAAAGCAGAAUUUUCUCAGCACUUGUUUAAAAAAGAAAUUAUUACAUGGGACAUGGAAUUGGAAGAUCAGGAGAUCUAAUUGCCAGCCAACCAAAAGCUGCAGGAUCCUCUUUAAUAGCCAAAUUAACUAAGCAUUUAGCUAAAGACGCUUUAAAGUUGAGCAAUUAUCAAAUUAAUGAAUUGCUUCUUGUACCUGUUGCUACAGGAAUGGCAAUAUCACUUUGUUUAUUGGCAUUGAAAUCUUUAAAGCCAUAAGCAAAAUACGUUCUAUGGCCAAGAAUAGAUUAAAAAACAUGCUUAAAAUGCAUUUAAACAGCCAACCUUAUUCCCAUAGUAAUUGACUCUGUGAUCCAAGACCAUGUCGUAACAACUAAUUUAGAUAUGUUAAUCUAAAAAGUUAAUGAAAUUGGACCAGACAAUAUUGUAUGUGUUUUAAGCACUACAAGUUGUUUCGCACCCAGAAUUCCAGAUAACAUUGGGGAAAUUGCUAAAAUCUGUAAGUAAUUCUCAAUAUACCAUGUUGUUAACAAUGCGUAUGGCCUUUAAUGUAAUAAAAUAGCCAACUCCAUUAAUUUAGGAUUAGCUUAAGGAACAGUCAACUUGAUUGUUUCAAGCACUGAUAAAAACUUUAUGGUUCCUGUUGGCGGGGCUUUGAUAUAUGGCAAUGAUAAAAAGCUCAUUAAAUAAAUUAGUGAAUUGUAUCCAGGCAGAGCAAGUGCUGCUCCAAUUUUAGAUUUAUUUAUUACCUUUUUGUCUAUGGGCAAAUCAGGUUAUUUGCAAUUACAAAAGGAAAGAGUAGAAAAUUACGCAUAUUUUAAAGAGAAACUUUAAAUCAUGACAUAGAAAAUUUCUGAACAAAUACUUAAUACUCCUAAAAAUAGCAUCUCUAUUGGCAUAAGCUUGUAGAACUUAAAAAUUGAUUAGAAUAAUUAAGAAGAAAAAAAUUAAAUUACUAAAUUAGGAGCCAUAUUAUAUUCUAAAAAAGUGAUGGGAUCAAGGGUUAUUACAAAUAAAAAAAAUAAGGUAGUUUGCGGUAUUGAAUUCAAAAAUUACGGAAGUCAUUGUGAUAAUUAUUUUACACCUUAUAUCACAGUUGCAUGUGCGAUAGGUUUAACAAAGCAAGAAAUUGAUACGUUUGUUUAAGAAUUUGAGAAGGCUUAUACUCAAAAUACUUGA